AAGAGUAGGCGCAUUGGCUGGCAACUGGGCCGCAAUUAUAAUACCCUCACUGUCUGCAACUUCGGCGAGAGAGUGAGAGAGAGAACAGAGCAGGAGUUGAUUGUUUGAACGAAAGGGGGUUUCCACCAUGGAUUUAAUAAUGCUGAAGUGCAUGUGAUCCAAUCUUGCCCUUUACCCUCUACGGUUUCUUCAAAACAGAGAUUAAUAUCCAUGGGCCUACUCCAAAUCGCUGCGCUGACAGGAAAAAUCCGCUUGGAAAAAGCAAGAGAGAAGAAAAAGAGAGGCAGAGAAGGAGAAAGCAAACCCACCAAGAAGAAAAGGCAGACACAAAAGCCAGAAGAAGAAGAAAGAGAGCAUACGGACGAGACGACGGUGAUGAUGACGAUCAUCACCAGAAGCCCCGAAAACAAUCCCGGAAAUAAAAACAUCGUAUCUGAAGACCCCAUCACCACCUCCACUUGCCCAAGCUGGAAGCUUUACGAAAACCCAUUUUAUUAUUAUUCUCAAUGCUCAAUUGGUACUAAUAACAUCAAGCGCCUUCGUCGCCUGCCUCGCGGGAUUUCUGCUUCUUUCUGGGAUCUGACCUUCUUCAUGGACUCUGAGCUCGAUUUAGCUCGAACCCAGAUCGUGGAAUUGAGGGCCGAGCUCGAGCUCGAGCGCAGGGCUCGAAAGAAGCUGGAAUCCCUGAACAAGAGACUGGCCAGGGAGCUAUGCGAGGAGAGAAGGGGAAGAGAAGCAUUGGAGAGGGUAUGCGAAGAGCUCGCGAAGGAGGUUUCUACCGAUAAAGCCCAGAUCGGUAGAAUGAAGAGAGAGAUAGAGGAAGAGAGAGAAAUGCUGAGAACGGCGGAGGUUUUGAGGGAAGAGCGAGUUCAGAUGAAGCUCGCGGACGCCAAGUUUUUCUUUGAAGAAAAGCUGCUAGAAUUGGAGGCCUCUAAAUCUAGUAUUUCCAAGAUGGAGCGGAGGAUUGAUCAAGAAGAUAAUGUGAAUGUAAGUGCUUCUGCUUCAUCUUCUGGUUUUUCCAGAGAAUCACCAAUUCAGAGAAGGGUUUCGACGGAAGCUGAGAAUCCUCACAUAAAGAGAGGGAUCAAAGGCUUUGUGGAAUUUCCAAGGGUGGUUCGAGCAAUCGGGUCCAAGAGCAGGCCUUGGGGCGCGAAGCUGGAAUGCCAGAAGGCUCAGCUGAGGAUUUUACUGAUGAAGCAGAGGAACCAAAUUCGCUCCAAUAAUCUUAUCAUGAGCUGAAGAUAAGCAAUUCUGUGAUCCUGAUUAAUUUUUCCACAUAUUAAUCUGCUUUUGAUUUGGGUGUUGUUUUUAAAUUUGUGGUUUUGGGUUCCUUGUUUUGUUGAUUUGUUUCUGCAAGUGGGCUACUCAUAAUUUUCUUUUUCUGAAAGUAUCGAGUUUGUAAUUGUUAAAAGGGUGUUUUAAGAUGUACAUGGGUUUGUGUUGAUAAAUAUUUUUAGCAUUUGAAGUAAGACGAGUGUUGCUUCAUAUAAUAGGGCAUGAACUUUUGUUUAGUACCUGCAGAAAAAAAUCUGUUAAAAAGUUGAUGUUUGAAA
This is a messenger RNA of Malania oleifera, 1553 nucleotides long. RefSeq names its product protein BRANCHLESS TRICHOME. The record is from RefSeq and is a predicted model, not a curated record. The transcript has a single exon. Lineage: Eukaryota; Viridiplantae; Streptophyta; Magnoliopsida; Santalales; Ximeniaceae. The coding region runs from base 211 to 1239 and encodes 342 amino acids.